Molecule: messenger RNA, 819 nt
Organism: Leptosia nina
Lineage: Eukaryota; Metazoa; Arthropoda; Insecta; Lepidoptera; Pieridae
Source: the annotation of a GenBank genome assembly
AUGUUAAGUGAAGUUCCCAGUAUGGCUAUUGAAAAAGUAAUGAUAAAAAAUAACACAUCAAUAAUACAGGAUGAAAUAUUGGCUCACAGACUUGGUUUAAUUCCACUGAAAGCUGACCCUAGACUCUUUGAGUAUCGGCCUGAAGGUGCGGUUGAGGGAACAGAGUUUGAUACAUUAGAAUUUAGUCUAAAAGUGAGGUGUUCUCAUAAUAAAGUACAGACCAAAGAUUCAUUUAGACCUGAAGACUUAUAUGAAAACCAUAGUGUUUAUUCAUCUCAAAUAAAAUGGAAUCCCAUUGGGAAUCAAGCAUCUGUACAUAAGGAUAUUGAUGUCGGUCCAGUCCAUGGUGACAUUUUAAUAUCAAAAAUGCGACCUGGACAUGAGCUAGAUCUAAAUCUUGUUGCUGUUAAAGGAAUUGGAAAGGAUCAUGCUAAGUUUUCACCAGUUGCGACAGCCACAUAUAGACUACUACCAGAAAUAACCUUAACACGAGAAGUAAAUGGUAGUGAUGCAGCAUUGCUCCAAACAUGUUUUUCACCAGGUGUUAUAGGAAUUGAUUCAAAUGGUUGCGCCUAUGUUAAGGAUGCACGCUAUGACAGUUGCAGUCGGAAUGUGUUUCGCUAUGAAUCUAUUAAAGAUGCAGUGAUAUUGACCAGAAUUAGAGAUCAUUUUAUUUUUAAUGUUGAGUCAGUUGGAGCAUUACCAUCACAAGCCAUUUUUGUUGAAUCUGUGAAAAUCCUCAGAGAUAAAUGUAAAACACUACUAGAUGAAUUACAACAAUUCUACCAUUCAAGUUCUAUAACACAUGUUAAUAAAUAA